AUGCAGUGUUUUCUGACUGAGAGAAGCACAAUGGAGAAGAUGUCGCGGGUCACCACAGCUCUCAGCAGCAACAGCAGCAGCAGUGGCAUCAAUGGCGUCACUAUGUUCUGCCACCUGGAUGCCCCUGCUAAUGCCAUCAGUGUGUGCCGGGACGCCACGCAGGUGGUGGUGGCCGGCCGGAACAUCUUUAAGAUCUACAGCCUUGAGGAGGAGCAGUUUGUGGAGAAACUCAAUCUCAGAGUUGGACGAAAACCCUCCUUAAACUUCAGCUGUGCUGACGUCAUGUGGCACCAGAUGGAGGAGAAUCUGCUGGCGACUGCUGCCACCAACGGUGCAGUGGUCACAUGGAAUCUCAGCAAACCAUCGCGCAACAAGCAGGACCAACUCUUCACGGAGCACAAACGCACUGUCAACAAAGUCUGCUUCCAUCCAACAGAGGUGUACAUGUUACUGAGCGGAUCUCAGGACGGAUUCAUGAAGUGCUUUGAUCUCCGGAAGAAGGAGUCUGUGAGCACCUUCUCUGGACAGUCAGAGAGCGUGAGAGACGUCCAGUUCAGUAUGAAAGACUACUUCACUUUUGCUGCUUCCUUUGAAAACGGUAACGUCCAACUCUGGGACAUCAGACGACCGGACCGAUAUGAAAGGAUGUUCACGGCUCACACUGGUCCAGUGUUCUGCUGCGACUGGCAUCCGGACGACAGAGGUUGGCUUGCGACUGGAGGGAGAGACAAGAUGGUGAAAGUGUGGGACAUGACCACGAACAGAGCCAAAGAGAUUUACUGCGUCCAGACGAUAGCUUCUGUGGCACGUGUCAAAUGGCGCCCAGAGAAGAAGUUCCACCUGGCAACCUGCUCCAUGAUGGUGGACCACAACAUCUACGUGUGGGACAUCCGCCGACCGUUCAUUCCGUUCGCCACGUUUGAAGAGCACAAAGACGUCACCACUGGCAUCGUGUGGCGCCACCUGCGGGAGCCAGACAUCCUGCUGUCGGGCUCCAAGGACAGCACGCUCUACCAGCACAUGUUCAAAGACGCCACUCGCCCUGUGGACAGGGCCAACCCCGAGGGCCUCUCCUUCGGCCUCUUUGGCGACUUGGCGUUCGCCGCGAAGGAAAGUCUGAUCAGCGGCGACUCCAGCAGGAAGCCGUACGGUGGAGGCGACCGCCGCAACCCCAUUUUCUUCUUCAAAAAGCCGGACCUGACGGAGCAGUUCGCACACGUGUCCAGCGCCCUCAGCGUCUUCGAGACCGACCUGGAAAGCAACCGCAUGGACUGGUUUGUGAAGACGGCUCAGUUAUACCUCCUCAGCGGGAAACCAUUCGCUGACCUGUGUGAUCAUAACGCAAAAGUGGCUCAAGAUCUCAAAAGGCCUCAAGUUUCCACCACUUGGACAAUGUUGCGAAUCAUGUUCUCAGACCCUGCAAACCUGACGAUGUCAGGCUGCAGCAGUUUCAGUAUGAAGGAUCUGGCUGCAGAGAGGGCACUGGAGCGAAGCAAAUGUGAAAACAGACUGGACAAUAUCCACUUGGAUCCCACCAAUUCCCACAUCACUAAUGUUAACGAAGAGAACGAGGAGACCGAAGGCAGCGAGGGUCAAGCCGAGUACAUGUUUGGUGACGCGGAGUUAGACGAUGACGACCUUUACUCCAUGGAGCACGACAACACAACAGUAGAGCAGGAGGAGUACACGCUUCCCUCUGAAGGCUUCCAGCUGCGUCACGUGAUCGUGGACCACCCCUCUGCUCCCGAGCACCUGCAGCAGGACAGGGCCGACUCUCCUCAUGUCAGCGGCAACGAGGCAGAAGUCACCUGUCUGACCCCCAUCGAGUCCUUCUCCCUUAUCUCCAUCUGCCAGCCCCUCUACAGCCCCCAGCUCACCGCCAGCUUCUUCUGCCCCAUCGUGACAGAGAUGCUGACGUUCUACGCAGAGCAGGGCGAUGUGCAGAUGGCUGUGUCCGUGCUCAUUGUUUUGGGAGAAAGAAUCAGAAAAGAGAUCGAUGAACUGACACAGGAGCACUGGUACAUGUCCUACAUAGAUCUGCUGCAGCGGUUCGAGCUGUGGAAUGUGUCCAAUGAGGUCAUUAAGUUAAGUACAUGCAGCGCCAUCACCAGCCUGAACCAGACCUCCACCACUCUGCACAUCAACUGCAGCAACUGCAAACGGCCCAUGAACAACAGAGGCUGGAUCUGUGACCGAUGCCAUCAGUGUGCCAGUGUGUGUGCCGUGUGCCACCAUGUGGUGAAGGGACUGUUCGUCUGGUGUCAGGGCUGUAGUCACGGAGGACAUCUGGAACACAUUAUGAACUGGUUGAAGGGCAGUGCCCACUGUCCAGCGGGCUGCGGACACCUGUGCGAUUGCCUCGUCGUCAGGGAGAGCCCCGUCUUCAGACCUGACCUGGAUCGGCCUAUAUUGACCUGGCUCGGCCUGGAACUGCCAAGACCCGACCAGUUUCUGGCUCGGACCGGCACCACGGCCUGCCCAAGUUGA
Knipowitschia caucasica is the source of this 2487-nucleotide messenger RNA. The record is from the annotation of a GenBank genome assembly. NCBI's taxonomy places the organism in Eukaryota, Metazoa, Chordata, Actinopteri, Gobiiformes, Gobiidae.